Molecule: messenger RNA, 828 nt
Organism: Striga hermonthica
Lineage: Eukaryota; Viridiplantae; Streptophyta; Magnoliopsida; Lamiales; Orobanchaceae
Source: the annotation of a GenBank genome assembly
AUGACGCGUUCUAUAAGAAAUGUGUUGGCAAUUAAAUCCUAUCAAAACAAGGCCGGUGUGCUGGUCAGAAACUAUGUUCUUGCAGAUCCUUAUAUACCAUACACUUCUGUCCUCAGUGGAAUGUUCACAUGCAAAUUGCUCUAUGAUAUGACUCAGCUCGUCAGCACGUUUUAUUUCCAAAGUUACAACGGCCUCACCAAAAUUCAAAGAAUAGAGUGGAACAAUCGUGGCGUUUCCACUCUUCAUGCAGUUUUUAUUUCAGCAAUGUCCUUGUACUUUGUGUUCUGGUCUGAACUUUUCUCUGAUAACAAUUCUGCUGGCCUAAUUACGUUCAGAUAUUCAUCUCUCUCAACGUUUGCACUAGGGCUGUCGGUUGGCUACUUCAUUGCAGACCUUGGAAUGAUUUGUUGGUUAUAUCCUUCUUUGGGUGGAGUUGAGUAUAUUGUCCAUCACUCUCUUUCAGCAAUUGCAGUUGCAUACUCCCUGUUAACUGGGGAGGGUCAGCUUUACACUUUCAUGGUCUUGAUAUCUGAAGUGACCACCCCAGAGAUCAAUAUGAGAUGGUAUCUUGACAUAUCUGGAUUGAAGAGAUCCAAUGCAUAUCUGAUCAAUGGUGUCGUGAUAUUUUUUGGUUGGUUGGUGGCAAGAAUUCUUUUGUUUGUUUACAUGUUUUACCAUCUAUACCUUCACCAUUCUCAGGUCAUGCAGAUGCACACCGUUGGAUUUUUUUUGGUGUUUUUUGUGCCAUUGACCCUUGCUAUCAUGAACAUGUGGUGGUUCUGGAAGAUUCUUAAGGGUUUGAAGAAGACGCUGACAAAAAGGAAAUGA